CGUCAUCGGCCGUCAACAUGGCGUUCAGUUUUGGCGGUGCUGCGGCGACCAACACCGCAUCAAGCGCACCUGGAUUUUCGUUCGGUUCCUUUGGUGCCAAGACGACCGCAUCUACAGCGUUUGGAUUUGGCACUGCAGCCACCACCACCACCGCCUCUUCUGGCUUCGGAACUCUCACUGCGCCUAGUUUUGGGACGGCCACCACUACUGCAGCGACACCAGCCACUGGAUUUAGCUUUGGCUCCACCAACACCGGAUUUGGGGGGCUGGGAGCUGGAAACUCCACGGCUGGUGGGUUUAGUUUUGGGGGGUUUGGUUUAAAUGCCAACAACCCGGCAGCCGUCAGCUUUAACAUGGGGUGCUUUGGCACAGCAGCCACCACUGGCAAUGUUUUCAAUUUUGGCAAUAGUCUGGCUAGCACAGGAACCUUUGGUGGUUUUGGGACGACUACAACAACUGCUGCAGCUGCAGGCUCCACUUUUAGCUUCGCCACUCCGUCCAACACCACAGGGGGACUCUUUGGCAGCACCCAGAACAAAGGGUUUGGGUUCUCAUCUGGCCUUGGUGCUGGAACAGCCACUGGCACUUCAGGAUUUGGGACUGGAUUAGGAACCACAAACCUCAGCUGCUUUGGAGGGUUUGGCAUCCAGCCAGCACAGCAGCAGCAGGGAAGUGUCCUAGGCCAGCAGGCCCAGCAGCAGGGACUGUCCACCCAACUCUACCAGCAGGUCACCGCUCUGUCGGCACCUGUUCUUUUGGGAGAUGAACGCGAUACCAUCCUGGCUAAAUGGAACCAGUUGCAGGCUUACUGGGGCACUGGAAAGGGCUUCUACAGCAACAACAAUCCACCUGUGGACUUCACUCUGGAGAACCCUUUCUGCAGGUUCAAGGCAGUGGGCUACAGCUGUGUCCCAGUGAGCAAGGAUGAAGAUGGUUUGGUUGUUCUGGUUCUCAAUAAAAAAGAAGCUGAUGUUCGAUCGCAGCAGCAACAAUUGGUGGAGUCACUGCAUAAGAUUUUGGGAAGCAACCAGAUGCUCAGUGUCAACGUAGACGGCGUACGUGCUCGUCCAAGUGACCAGACAGAGGUGAUCAUAUAUGUGGUGGAGCGUUCGCCUAAUGGCACAUCCAAGAGGAUCCCUGCCUCCACACUCUUCACUUACCUGGAGCAAGCAAACGUGAAAGUGCAACUGACUCAGCUCGGGGUGACCAUGUCUGUCACUCGCACUGAACUCUCUCCUACGCAACUCAAGCAACUGCUGCAAACCCCCCCUGCUGGAGUGGAUCCAAUUAUUUGGGAGCAGGCCAAGGUGGACAACCCAGAUCCAGAAAAGUUAAUUCCAGUUCCUAUGGUGGGAUUCAAGGAGCUACUCCGCAGACUACAGAUCCAGGAGCAGAUGACCAAACAGCAACAGACACGUGUAGAUAUUGUCUCCAAUGACAUAAGUGAGCUCCAGAAGAACCAGGCGACCACUGUGGCCAAAAUUGCACAGUACAAGAGGAAGCUGAUGGAUCUGUCUCACAGGGUGCUGCAGGUGUUGAUUAAACAAGAGAUCCAGAGGAAAAGUGGAUAUGCCAUCCAAGUGGACGAGGAGCACCUGAGGGUGCAGCUGGACACCAUUCAGUCAGAACUCAAUGCCCCGACACAGUUCAAGGGCCGGUUGAAUGAGUUGAUGUCCCAAAUCCGCAUGCAGAACCACUUUGGAGCAGUGAGAUCAGAGGAACGCUACAGUGUUGAUGCAGACCUUCUCCGAGAAAUCAAACAACACUUGAAACAGCAGCAGGACGGGUUAAGUCAUCUGAUAAGUGUUAUCAAGGACGACCUGGAAGAUAUAAAACUGAUUGAGCACGGACUGAGCGACAGUGGACACACAAGAGGAGGAAAUCUGGCUUGACUGAACACACCACCUACGUUUGGCAAUAUGAUUAUGAGUCUAAAACAUUGUACAUACAUCUUUGUAUCUUUUUUAAAUGUGAUCAAUAGAAUAUUAAAAUUCACCAAAAUA
Molecule: messenger RNA, 2003 nt
Organism: Synchiropus splendidus (mandarinfish)
Lineage: Eukaryota; Metazoa; Chordata; Actinopteri; Syngnathiformes; Callionymidae
Gene: nup54
Product: nucleoporin 54
Exons: 15
Coding region: 18-1892 (624 amino acids)
Biological process (GO): nuclear pore organization; NLS-bearing protein import into nucleus; protein localization to nuclear inner membrane
Cellular component (GO): nuclear pore; nuclear pore central transport channel
Molecular function (GO): structural constituent of nuclear pore
Source: RefSeq, a predicted model, not a curated record